Messenger RNA from Ipomoea triloba (trilobed morning glory), 5828 nucleotides. RefSeq names its product receptor-like protein 9DC3. Gene Ontology annotation, cellular component: plasma membrane. Bases 20 to 3145 code for a protein of 1041 amino acids. The record is from RefSeq and is a predicted model, not a curated record. The transcript has 10 exons. NCBI's taxonomy places the organism in Eukaryota, Viridiplantae, Streptophyta, Magnoliopsida, Solanales, Convolvulaceae. Gene Ontology annotation, molecular function: protein binding.
AACAAAAUCAAAUUAAAAGAUGAAAGAAAGCCAUUUGCUCUACUUCUUCAUCAUAUUCUUGUUUACUCUAUAUGUCUCCUCCUCUUCUUCUUCUUCGAAGCAUCACCUCUGCUCUCCUUCUGAUGCCUCUCUGCUACUGCAUUUCAAAAACCAUUUUGACCUUACUGAAACUGAAUCAGAUAAUUGUUUCUUCUAUUACAGAUUAGAGGGAAUCAUUGUUGGUAGCCAAGAAAUAAAGGAGCUAUCUUGGGAUGAGGGGUCAGAUUGUUGCAAAUGGGAAGGUGUUACCUGUGAUGCCUCCACUGGCCAUGUAAUUGCCUUGGACCUUAGCUGCAGCAAUCUUCAAGGAUCAAUCAAUGCUAACAGCACCCUUUUCCAACUUCAUCACCUUCAAAGACUCAAUCUUGCCUUCAAUGAUAUCUCUUCCACCUCACUUCCACAUGUGAUCCGUAGUUUCACUGGCUUGACUCACCUCAACCUUUCAACCACUUUCUUUUCCGGAACCAUCCCAUCUGAAAUCUCACACUUGUCCAAGUUAGUAUCUCUCGAUCUUUCUUAUAGUCAUAUUGAAGACAAUAGUUCGAAUUUAUUGUUUCUUCAUAAUCUCACCAAGCUUGAGGUACUCUCUAUGGCUGAGAUUAUUAGUCUCUCAUGUACCAUACCAAGGAAUAUAUCUGCUCCAUUACGAUAUUUAGAUCUUUCACACAACAUUGUAGUUGGCUCCAUUCCUGAUAACAUUUUCCAACUGCCAAAAUUAGAAUCACUUAUUCUAUCCUAUAACCAGGAGCUAGUUGGUUCAUUACCAAAACUCAGUUGGAAUUGCAAUCAAACAUUACAAGUGUUAGAUCUUUUGAACACGAAUAUUUCCGGAGAGCUACCAAAUUUAGUUAGCAAUCUCAGGUCCUUGAAGUAUUUUAUACUUGGUGGUAAUAGUUUUUCUGGUUUUAUUCCACAAUCAAUUGGCAACCUAACACAUUUAAAAGUAAUGGAUUUUGGGGAAAAUAAAUUCAGUGGUAGUGUCCCACCAACAAUCUCAAGUUUGGACCAACUAACUCAUUUAGACCUUUCAUACAACCUUUUUGAGGGAGAAAUUCCAGAUAUCUUUUCUAACCUUCAAGAGCUCACAAAAUUAGAUCUCAUUGAAAACAAUUUCUAUGGUUAUUUCCCAUCUUCAAUUGUAAACCUUACCCAACUUGAAAUUUUAGAUUUAUCUGGAUGUUCACAAAUUGGUCAUCUUCCGCCUGUUGCGAGCGGACUCCAAAAUCUCCGAGUGUUAGACUUGUCUGAAAACACACUAAAUGGCACUAUACCUCCCUGGGUUUUUUGCAUUCCUUAUUUAUUCACUUUGGACCUUAGCCAGAAUCAGUUUACCGGAAGUCUUCCUGAAAUUUCAAGCAAUUUUUUACGAACAAUUGAUUUGUCUACAAAUCAACUAGAUGGUUUGAUCCCUCAUUCAAUUUCAAACCUUUUUUAUGUACGAGCCCUCAGAUUUGCAUCCAACAAUUUCAGUGGCACUAUACCUCCCUGGAUUUUUUGCAUUUAUUCUUUAUUCACUUUGGACCUUAGCCAAAAUCAGUUUACCGGAGGUCUUCCUGUGAUUCCAAGCUACUUAUUAUUACAAACAGUUGAUUUAUCUAAGAAUCAACUAGAUGGUUUGAUCCCUCAUUCAUUUUCAAACCUUCGUUGUGCAAUCGACCUCAAGUUUGCAUCCAACAAUUUCAGUGGCACUAUACCUCCCUACAUUUUUAGCAUUCCCUCUUUACGCUAUUUGGAUCUCAGCAGAAAUAGAUUUACAGGAAAACUUCCUGACAUUUCAAGCAAAUCAUCAUCAUCAUUAGAAAUUGUUGAUUUAUCUAACAAUCAACUGGAUGGUUUGAUCCCUCAUUCAAUUUCAAACCUUGGUAAUGCAAUUGUCCUCAACUUUGCAUCCAACCAUCUCCAAGGACCUUUAGAUAUAGUCAUCUGCAACUUGAGUGCGCUUCAGUUUUUGAUCUUAAAGAAUAACAAGCUCAAUGGCACAAUCCCACAAUGUCUGGGUGAACAUCACCAACUUUCUGUGUUGGAUUUGGGAAUAAAUAAAUUCAAUUUGAUUUUUCCCACCAUGUUUGCAAAGGGCAACAGCUUAACAACCAUAGCUUUGAAUGGGAAUCAACUCCGAGGACCUAUUCCAACAUCUUUGGCCAAUUGCACUCAACUAGAGGCUCUUGAUUUGGGGAACAACAAGUUACAAGAUACAUUUCCAAAGUGGCUUGGAAAUCUUCCAGAGUUACAAGUUUUAGUAUUGAGAUCUAAUAGACUGUACGGACCAAUAACCUCAUUCAAUUCUUCUACAAUUUGGUUUCCCAAAUUGCAAAUCUUUGAUCUCUCUUCCAAUAGUUUUACAGGACCCCUUCCAAAAUAUUUUUGCAAUGGCUUUAAAAGUAUGGUCAAUGCCAUACAUGAAAGUCAACAAAAAGCAAGUUAUUUGGAAAUACAAACAUCUAGCUGGUCAUAUGACAUUUCAAUCACUUUAAUGAUGAAAGGUCAUGACAUUCAACUAGAAAAGGUUUUGACCAUCUUAGCUACAAUUGAUUUGUCAAGCAACAAACUUGAAGGAGAGAUUCCAAUACUCAUUGGAAACUUGAAUGCGCUAAUACUUCUCAACUUAUCGCAUAACUGCCUCAAUGGAAGUAUUCCACACCAAAUAGGGAAUUUGACAUUGCUUGAAUCUUUGGACAUCUCUUGGAAUCAGUUGGUAGGGAAGAUCCCUGAGCAAAUAACAAAUUUAAAAUUUCUUGAGGUGUUAAACUUGUCACAAAAUUAUUUGGUUGGACGCAUUCCUACGGGCUACCAAUUAAACACCUUUGGAAAUGACUCAUAUGGGGGAAACCUCAACUUAUGUGGAUUUCCGUUGUCAAGAGAAUGCAAUGACAACAAUAGGUCACAUGAACACCAACAACAACAUGUUGAGUUGGAAGAUAAAUUCAUGAGUGGAUUUACUUGGAGAGCAGUAGUGAUUGGUUUUGGUUGUGGAAUGGUAUUUGGAAUAUUCAUGGAAAAUCUCAUGUCUCGAACGGGGAAGCCAAAAUGGUUGUUUGUGACUUUCUACGGGAAUAAGAUAUGCAAAACCGUCCCAAGACAAAGAAGGAAUGUUCGAAGAUGCUAAUGUUAAAGGGAUGAAUUUGUUGCUUUUUAUAAGAUCAUCAUGAAUAAUGUGAGGUUCGUGCAGUUUUAAUAAAUGCUGGUCAUGCCAAGCUAAUGCAGCCACGGAAAUUGGUUUUUAAUAAAGCUUUAUGCUUGGUUUAAGGAUGUUUUUUUAUAUGUGCUUAUCUUCAGACUCUACAUAAAGUUUCUCAUCUUCCAAUUUAAUAAGCAUUAUAAAUAAAUAAAUAAAUAAUAGUUUUUUCUUCAAACUUCGCCAGCCCCAGAAAAGUUUCUCGCUUUCUUUUCUUGAUUACACUGUUUAAUACGUUCUAGUCUAGACUUUUUGUGAAGCAAAUUAAAGGGUAAGAUUUUGUUUUAUUUCUUCUUUCUUACUCCAUAUCUUCAAGCAAAAAAAAAAAAAAAAAGAUUUUUGUUUUUCUUUUGGUGAAUGCUGGAGGUGUAAAUGAAAGUUGUUGUUAUAAACGGCAGAGACAAAUUAUUGUUUGGACUCGGGUGUCCACCUUGUAAGGUGGACUCAAGUCCAAAAUACACAAUUUAUAUAUUGAAUAUUCACAAUUUACAUACCGAAUAUACAUUCAGUAGAUAAAUUGUGACGGCAAAGUGAACCCGGGUCCAUGGUAUAACUAUUGAAGAGUGCAAGAUAUGGGUUUCGGGGUGAAUUGAGAAGGGCAAUGGCAGUUGCAAAAGAGGCGUCCAAUUACAUUCUCCUUCCUGAAGGGCCAUGGCAGAAGGCCAAAUUCUGCAGCUAUAGCAAUAACUACCACUGAUAUGAUGUUGUUAGUAAGAUUACGUGUGGCUAUUGAGUCGGAAUGAAAUAGAUGGAGAUAUCAAUAUGAAUGAUAUGAUGUUGUUAUCGCUUUGACUAGUGGAUGGGCUUUCGGGGACCGAUAAGAUAUUAAGAUCUCUUCUUUGAAUAGUUCAAAGGCAGAAAAACCAGCUACAAAGGUGUCUUGAUGCUGGCAAAUUCUGCAGCUGUAGCCAGAGACGGAACCACCCUGGGGGCAGUGGGGGCAGCUGCCCCCACUCACCCCACCCCUACCCCAUAUAUAGUCUUUGUUGGAGGAAAACGUAUAGAAGUUGGUGGCAUGGCAAGGGUUCUGGAAUGAUCCAUCCUAAGAUGGCGACAAUGCUUGGUUGUAAUUACUCAUACCUCAAUUACAAGUGAUGUUUGGAGACGAAUGGUACAUGUUUCUGGCAGUUGUUAUACUAGCUGUGAAUCAUCAUUGUGGACCAUGGUCACAAAACGACGUUGUUUCACUGAGUGGAAGAAAUGACUCCCGUAAAUCUCCGUAACUGAUAUUACAGUUCAUCUCAAAUGAUACUAUAGUUGUGUAUAGUCGUGUUGAACUAUACUGCAGCUAGUUGUGUUGAAAGGGAACUGCAGUUGCGCGGAACGAAGGUCUUUUUAUCCGUCUGGAACUGCAGUUGUGUUGAAAGAGAAGUGUAAUUGCGCGGAACGAAGACUGUUUCAUCCGUCUGUUUUCAUUAUUCAAAACGACGUUGUAGAUCCAUAGUAAAAUUUGCGAGUUUCUGGUAACCCUAAGUUUUAACCAAAUUACUGUAGAUGGAGAUACCAGUACGAAUGAUGUUGUUAUCGGUUUGGCUAGUGGGCUCUCAGGGACCGAUAAGAUCUCUUCUUUGAAUAGCUAGGAGGCAAACCACCUACAGAGGUGUCUCAAUGAUGUAAUGCAGGGGUAGCAAAAUCUAUAGCUUGGGAUGAAGAAGGAGCGACAUGCUUGAUUGAGGGUAGCUGGAGCAGAAAAUGAAGUUGAAGCAGCAAAAAUUGCACGUUCAGUUGCAUUUUCUUCACUUACCAAGGCAUGCAACAUAUCCCCCACUGAUUCCCACUCUCUAUUAAAUGCAGCCGUUUAUGGCAGGGAUCCAAAUUGCUUGUGCCGCUGUCUAUGCAGAAUUCCUUUCAACCCAAAUAAAUGGGAAUCUUUCACUUCACUUCAAUGGAAGCUGGUCUGGUCAGAAUAGCUUCCAUAACUCAAUGAGCACCCCCGUGCAAGACGGAGUGGGAGUCCUUCAAUGGCAACUGGCCAGAAUGUCUUCAAUAACCCAAUGAGCACGCCCAGUGCACGACCUGGGAAUCCUAAGCAGAUGUAUGUAAAUACUUCAAACACAGUUUUACUUCUGAAAACCAAGGUGCAUAGGCCAAUGAAAAAGAGACGCAUCCAUGUAUGGAUGGACAAACGCCGAAUACUGAGAGAAAAGGAAGGAUUAGUCAAAAGUGGCAGCCACACAAAUAUAAUGUAUCCGGAAAUCAAAUACACUACACGUGCCCUCUGGGUGCAAUAUACGCGCAGGCCAUGCACAUGUGCUGAAUUCUCAAUCACAAAUACCUAAUAUUUAGAUCUUUCAUAAAACCAUUUUAAAGGAGGGAUUUUAGAUAUCUUUUUUGAGCUCACCUUUUUAUACUCUAUCCAAACAAUUUCUACAGCAGUUUCCCAUCUUCAAUUGUAAACUUAGCUUGAAGUUUUAGUAUUAGGUAGAAAUUCACUACUUGGUCCUCCCCCAUCUGUAGCAAGCGGACUCCAAAGGCUCUGGAGGCUAUCCUUGUAUGAAAACACACUCCAGAAAAUUUUUCCCAAGAUGGAAUAACUAUUAAUGAAAUUAUGUUGUACAAUUUCCAUAUAUAAUUAUGAUAGAAGCUUUGCUAAAUAGUGAAGUGACUUUAUACA